Corticium candelabrum is the source of this 1391-nucleotide messenger RNA. RefSeq lists its product as uncharacterized. The transcript has 11 exons. Lineage: Eukaryota; Metazoa; Porifera; Homoscleromorpha; Homosclerophorida; Plakinidae. The record is from RefSeq and is a predicted model, not a curated record. The coding region runs from base 62 to 991 and encodes 309 amino acids.
UACUCGUUCAGCUGGCUCUGAGUUGCAGUGGCAAGUACUUGCGUCGUCGAGCAGUUAUAACAUGCUCCGACGGCUUGUAAAACUAAUUGCACCUGGAUCAUUGUCGUCGAAAAAUUUUCCGCGCUUUUCGAGCUCUGGCACUGUUCUUGCGAAAGACCUGGAGGUUCAUGCAGAUAGUUUGGAUGCAAAAGAGGCAGCAGACAUCUACCGAAAAUAUGGCUGUCUGGUAGUGCGUGGUCUCAACGUGAAAUACGUAGACGACAUCAGACGAACAGUCGAGUUGCAAGCCGAGCAGUCAAUACAAUUACUACCCGAAAAGAAAAAGAUACCAGAAGGCUGGCUAACAUCAGAUGGCACUCUCUUCAUACCUGCUCCAGAAGGGUCAUCAAGAAAGGAGCAGAUCAUGGUUCUAGGUGUUGAUUACUUCACAUGUGCUGCAUUACUGGCUGCAAGUAUUGAUGAAAAGUGCCUAGACAUUGUGGAACAAAUCAUUGGCCCUAAUGUGGAGCUGUUUGGUAAAGGCCAGAUUUUGUACAAAGAGCCAUCAGGAGGCCAUGCAAAGUUUAUGCAUCAGGAUUCAGCAUACUUUGAAUUUGCGAAGGAUGGUCCUGUAGGUACACUCAAUUACUGCAUUGACACUAAUUUGAGCUUGAACAAUGGUCCUCUCUUUGUUGUGCCUGGGAGUCACAGGCAGGGGUAUAUAGAUCAUAUUGACACUCAUUCUCACCUUGCGCUAGAUCCUGAGAUCUGGCCUUUCAAUAGAGGUGUUCCUAUUGAGGGAAAGGCAGGUGACACGAUUUUCUUUCAUGUUCACACAGUCCAUGGGUCUCAGCACAACUGUUCUGCCAGCCCUCGUCCUGUUUUCAUCAACAGAUACCUGAGACCGGAUGACUACCAAACAAUCCAAGCCACGAGUGUUAAGAUGAGAAGCGAAGCAAAAGAAAAGCUAGCAGAGAGAGCUGGAAAACCUCCUCUCAAAGAAAGAUGGUAGCUUUAGGUAAUAAAACAGCACUCUUUGCCAGAAGACUGUAGUGUCUACAGUUGAGGAAAAGAUUAAAAUUGAUGAGAAUAAAUUGUUGAACCUUUGUGUGGCACAAGUCAACAGAAGAAUGGCAAGCUUGUGGAGAGUGAGGCACAUCAAUUGUAAUGAUCUGGGAUAGGAACGCCUUAUGAGGCAGUUGGCCUCAUUGGCAGUAUCAAGGGAACCGUAGAUGGUGCAAAAUAUUGCCAAAAUUCUUGGAUUGCUGAAUGAAAUUACAAUACCAACCAUAUUACAAGAUAACAAUCUGCCCUUUAGCCAAGAUUUUUUAUUGUUUUGAGUGGCUGUUAAAUUAAAUUAUUACUGAUUUAUUUAAAUUGUAUAGAGUUGUUGGUGUCAGUACAGAAGGUGA